Messenger RNA from Priceomyces carsonii, 726 nucleotides. RefSeq names its product nucleosome assembly factor (gene ASF1). The coding region runs from base 1 to 726 and encodes 241 amino acids. Gene Ontology annotation, molecular function: histone binding. The transcript has a single exon. Gene Ontology annotation, cellular component: nucleus; chromatin. Lineage: Eukaryota; Fungi; Ascomycota; Pichiomycetes; Serinales; Debaryomycetaceae. Gene Ontology annotation, biological process: nucleosome assembly; nucleosome disassembly; DNA replication-dependent chromatin assembly. The record is from RefSeq and is a predicted model, not a curated record.
AUGUCCAUUGUAUCGUUACUAGGAAUUGAGGUUCUCAACAAUCCAGCAAAAUUCACAGACCCCUAUGAAUUCGAAAUAACUUUUGAAUGUUUAGAACCAUUAAGAGAGGAUUUAGAAUGGAAGCUAACAUAUGUAGGAUCUUCUAGAUCUUUAGACCACGACCAAGAGUUGGACUCAAUAUUAGUAGGUCCUGUUCCCGUCGGCAUAAAUAAGUUCUUGUUUCAAGCUGAUCCUCCAAGCCCAGAGUUAAUUCCUGCUAGUGAAUUGGUAAGUGUUACGGUGAUACUAUUGAGUUGUUCGUAUGCAGAGAGAGAAUUUGUCAGAGUAGGCUACUACGUGAAUAAUGAAUAUGAUUCAGAAGAGUUGAGAGAAAAUCCACCCGCAAAGGUACAGGUUGAUCAUGUUGUGAGAAAUAUAUUGGCAGAAAAGCCUAGGGUCACUCGAUUCAAUAUUGUUUGGGAUAACGAAAAAUCGGAAGAUCUCCCACCUCCUCAAGUAGAUGUCGAGGAAGAUGAGGACGAAGAGGAAGAAGAUGAAGAUGAAGAAGAUGAAGAAGAUAAUGACAAUGAAGAGAAUGAGCUAGGGGAAGAAGAGGACGAAGAUGAAGACAAGGAGGAGGACAUUGAAGAAGAUAUUGAAGAAGAUGUGGAAGAAGAUAUUGAAGAAGUUUUAGAUGAUAAUGGAGAAACUGGAGCUGACACUCCAAAAGACAUUGAACAAAGCUAA